Messenger RNA from Helianthus annuus (common sunflower), 1046 nucleotides. Its product is annotated as zinc finger MYM-type protein 5-like. NCBI's taxonomy places the organism in Eukaryota, Viridiplantae, Streptophyta, Magnoliopsida, Asterales, Asteraceae. Bases 323 to 991 code for a protein of 222 amino acids. The record is from RefSeq and is a predicted model, not a curated record. The transcript is spliced from 2 exons.
UGUUACGAAAUUACGAUAAUACGAUUCAUCUCCAAGGUUCCAAGCUUGCAGCACACGAUUCCCUAAGCGAUUAGGAAUUGCGAAAUUCGGCCGAUAUCAUCAGUCAAUCGCUCGCAGCUCCCCUCAUCGGCCCGUUCCCAAAUACAAAUACCUAUCUGGUUGUCAAAAACGUAAAAAGAAGAAGCUAGAGGAAGAAAGAGCAAAGGCUGACAAAGGGCCGCGUAUACACAAAUUUUUCUCAAAACUAUCUCAAAGUUCUAGUUCUAAUGUGGAUGCUAAUGUGGGUGAAGAUAAUGCGGAUGUUAAUGUGGAUGAAGCUAAUAUGGGUGAAGAUGAUGCUAAUGUUAAUGUGGAUGAAGCUAAUAUGGGUGAAGGUGAUAUCAAUGCUAAUUUGAAUGAAGCUAAUAUGGGUGAAGAUGAUGUUAAUGUUAAUGUGGAUGAACCUAAUGUGAGUGAAGAUGAUGUUAGUGUGGAUGUGGAUGAAGCAAAUGUGGGUGAAGAUGAUGCUAAUGGUAAUCCUAGUAUUGAUAUUUUUGAUCCUAGAACUUGGGAUUCGCUUAAUCCUAACUUGAAAAAUGAAUUGGUUAAAAAAGGUCCAAAAAGAGAGUUGACUAUUGAUAAGGGUACCAUGGAUAAAGAUGGAAGACGAUUUUCUAAAGUCAUGUAUACUAGAAUUCUAUCAAACAGGGAGACACGUGAAAGAGAAUGGCUAGUAUAUUCAAAAGAGCUUGACAAACUCUUUUGUUUUUGUUGUAAACUUUUUAAACAAGGGCAUCCGAAAGGUGGGUUAGAUAACGAAGGUUAUGCGGAUUGGAGGCAUGCUUCUCAAGGUCUUAAAGCGCAUGAAGUUAGCUUUGAACAUCUCAAGAAUAUGCAUGAAGUUAGCUUUGAACAUCUCAAGAAUAUGCAUCAAUGGUUUGAUAUGCAUCAAAGGUUUGAAAUGCGCCAAAGGUUAUACAUUUACUCGUUUCGCGAAAAUUACUCUUAUUAAAUUACUAUUUUACCCUUAAUCAACCUAUUGAAUAACUAUUUACAUAUUCAUACAA